This is a messenger RNA of Linum tenue, 1323 nucleotides long. The record is from the annotation of a GenBank genome assembly. NCBI's taxonomy places the organism in Eukaryota, Viridiplantae, Streptophyta, Magnoliopsida, Malpighiales, Linaceae.
AUGAACUCGCCCACCGUCAAGCACAUCUCCGACUGCUUCGUCCGCCCUCACAUCACCACCGACGAAAUGAAGGGCCCAAUCCACUUACCUCCCUGGGACCUCCUCAUGCUCUCCGUCCACUACAUCCAAAAGGGCCACCUCUACCCCAAACCCUCCGCCGGCUUCCACAUCGCCGAAUUCCUCCGCCGGAUCAACCACUCCCUCUCCUUAACCCUCUCCCACUUCUACCCACUCGCCGGCCGCCUCGUCACCUCCAAUUCCCCCCACGACGACGGCUCCUACGUCGUCUCCAUCGACUGCGCGAACAGCCCCGGCGCCCGAUUGAUCCACGCCGCCGCAGAUCUGACAAUCUCGGACGUCCUGUCACCGACCUACGUCCCCGUCGUCGUCCAAUCGUUCUUCGACCACGACCGCGCCAUCAAUCACGACGGCCACACCACGUCCCUCGUCACCAUCCAAGUCACCGAGCUAAUCGACGGAGUUUUCGUCGGGUGCUCCUUCAAUCACGCCGUCGGCGACGGGGCCUCCUUCUGGAAUUUCCUCACAGCGUUGUCCGAAACGUAUCGAGGAAAAACCCCAAUUUCCCGACCCCCGGUGAACAACCGGUGGUUCCCCGAAGGCUGCAACCAAAUAAUCCCUCUCCCCGCGGAUCAAAUCCCUAGCCGCUACGAAUCCCCCAAACUCCUCGAGCGAUUCUUCCACUUCUCGGCGGAAUCGAUUGGUAAAAUCAAAUCGAAAGCCAAUUACCAAUCUGGGACAACCAAGAUCUCGUCAUUCCAAUCCCUAUCCGCUUUGGUCUGGCGGGGGAUAACUAGGGCACGGAAUUUCCCCGCCGAGAAGAUCACCGGCUGCCGGCUAGCGACCAACAACAGGGGAAGGAUGAACCCUCCCCUGCAUCCCGACUACUUCGGGAACUCGAUUAACCCGAUGAGGACCUCCGCCGCGGUGGGGGAGCUGCUGAGGAACGAUUUGGGGUGGGCGGCGUGGCGGCUGCACGAGGCGGUGGUAGGGCACAGCGACGAGAAGAUCAAGGGGUUUGUGUCGGCGUGGUUGGAGUCGCCGGUGGUUUACCGGAUGGAGCAGGUGUUCGACACGGACAGUGUGAUGAUGGGGAGCUCGCCGAGGUUUGAUAAGUAUGGGAUCGAGUUCGGGCUGGGGAAGGCGGUGGCGCUGCGGAGCGGGUACGCGAACAAGUUUAGUGGGAAGGUGACCGGGUAUCCGGGGCGGGACGGCGGCGGGAGUGUGGAUUUGGAGAUUUGCCUCCCGCCGGCGACGAUGGCGGCUCUGGAAUCUGAUGAGGAGUUCAUGAGCUGCGUAUCUUGA